Brettanomyces bruxellensis is the source of this 597-nucleotide messenger RNA. RefSeq lists its product as uncharacterized. The transcript has a single exon. Gene Ontology annotation, cellular component: cytoplasm; nascent polypeptide-associated complex. Lineage: Eukaryota; Fungi; Ascomycota; Pichiomycetes; Pichiales; Pichiaceae. The record is from RefSeq and is a predicted model, not a curated record. Gene Ontology annotation, biological process: protein targeting to membrane. The coding region runs from base 1 to 597 and encodes 198 amino acids.
AUGUCCGCUACUGAAGCCAAACCAGAGGCUACUCCUGCCGCAGAGCAGCAAAUUCCAGCUGGAGCCAAUGUUUCAAUUAUCCCAAAGCACCAAAAGCAAGCUAAAGAGCGUCUUUUGAAGCUUGGAUUGAAGCAGGUCAAGUCCAUUUCAAGAGUUACCUUCAAGAAGAAGGGUAACUUCAUCUUGGCCAUUGAGAACCCAGAGGUUUACAAGACUCAGGGUGGUUCAUAUGUUGUUUUCGGUGAGGCUAAGGUUGAAGACCUCAACAAGAGAUAUGCCGAGACUCUGGCUGCACAGAAAGCUGCUCAGAAGGCUGCUGAUGACGGAAAGGAGACUACCGAAGAUAUCAGCACCUCCGGCUCUGUUGCCGAUGCUAUCACUGAGGACCUCAAGAAAGCUUCUUUGGAAGACAAGAAAGAGGAUGAUAAGGAAGAGGAGGAAGUUGCAGAUGCCGAUGUUGACACCACUGGAUUGGAGGAGGCUGAUAUCAAGGUUGUCAUGGACCAGGCCAAUGUCUCUAAAGCCAAGGCUGUUAGUGCUUUGAGGAAAGAGAAGGGUGAUGUUGUCAACACAAUCAUGUCUUUGGCUGAUAUCUAA